Messenger RNA from Clarias gariepinus (North African catfish), 1422 nucleotides. RefSeq names its product Fc receptor-like protein 5. The transcript is spliced from 7 exons. Gene Ontology annotation, biological process: cell surface receptor signaling pathway. Gene Ontology annotation, molecular function: transmembrane signaling receptor activity. Lineage: Eukaryota; Metazoa; Chordata; Actinopteri; Siluriformes; Clariidae. The record is from RefSeq and is a predicted model, not a curated record. The coding region runs from base 1 to 1422 and encodes 473 amino acids.
AUGACGCCAGCAGCGGUGGCGGCGCAGCACCCGCAAGGGCGGAAGCCCGAGCUGCUUGGAAGAUGUUGGAGUCCUAAACCUGUGGUGUCAAUACACCCUGAAACGCAUGUGUACGGAGGAGAGAGAGUUACUCUCAGAUGUGACAUACAGGGAGGAGGAGGAGACACUGAGUGGACAUACAGCUGGUAUAGGAACAGUGACAGACUUGGCCCUCGGAGACCCUAUGGAGACUAUUCAUACAGCACAAAUCAGUGGUACAGGAUCUGGCAUGUUAUUGACUCUGACAGUGGUGACUACACCUGCAGAGGAUGGAGCAAGAACUCUCAGAUCUCAGAGACCAGUGAUGCUGUUAAACUGACUGUAUCAGAGAGACCAGAGGUAGUACUGAGUGUAUCUCCACAGAGCUGGCUAACUGAAGGAGACUCAGUCACUUUAAACUGUGGGGUUACAGGCUUCUCUACAGACUGGAGAUUGACCUGGUACACAGUUAAUCCAUACAGAGAAAUAAGAGACAGUCAUGGUGAUUAUGUGUCAGGACGCUCCUACACCAUCAAUCCUGUUGCUCGUAAUCACACAGGAGUUUAUCAGUGCAGUGCAGCGAGAUACAAUUUGCAUUUCACACUUCCAUCUAAUCUACAGCCGCUGUGGAUCACUGGUGAAUCUCCUCCAGUCUCUCUGAUCAUCAAUCCCAACAGAACUCAACACUUUACUGGUGACUCUCUCUCACUGAGCUGUGAGGACCAGAGUAACUCUACUGGAUGGACAGUGAGACAAUACACAGAGAGUGAGAGAGUGUUAGAUUGUUCAAGCUGGGGAUCAGUUACAGGAUCUACAUGUAAUAUCAGCUCCCUCUCCACAUCCUACACUGGAGUUUACUGGUGUGAGUCUGAAUCUAAAACCAGUAAUCCUGUCAACAUCACAGUGCAUGUAAGUCCUAAAGCUGUGGUGUCCAUAGAUCCUGACACACUUGUGUACAGGGGAGAGACAGGUGUCGAGCUCAGAUGUAACAUACAGAGAAGAGGAGACACUGAGUGGACAUACAGCUGGUAUAAGAACAAUGACAGUCUUGGUCCUCACAUAGGCUCUAGAGGCUAUAUUAGUAUCUGGUCUGUUACUGACUCUGACAGUGGUGACUACAUCUGCAGAGGACAGAGCAAAGACUCUUGCAUCUCAGAGAUCAGUGAUGCUGUUACACUGACUGUAUCAGCAGAGAGACCAGAGGUAGUACUGAGUGUAUCUCCACAGAGCUGGCUGACCGAAGGAGACUCAGUGACUCUAAACUGUGGGGUUACAGACUCCUCUACAGGCUGGAGAUUCACCUGGUACACAGUUAAUCCCAACAGACGGAUAAGAGACAGUCAUGGUGAUUAUGUGUCAGGACGCUCCUACACCAUCAGUCCUGUUGCUCAUCUGGAGAACUAG